AUGGACAAGCUGUCAGAUGCAGAGCAGCCGAGACUGCGACCAAUUGUGCCAGCUCUCCGGGGACUUAGCUCAUUGCAGAGAAGCCACACCUCUUCUCCCAGUGGCCGAGGGCUUGUCUCAGCACCUUCGCGGCUGCGCCGAGCGGCGAGCUUGCCCUUCUUGCCGUCAAUCCAGUCUGUGCGUCGGUCGAUGGCUGGUCUCCUUUCAUCCCGACGCGCUUCGCGAUCGGGCCAGGGUGCGGACCUACGCGAGGCUCGUGGGCCGGGUGGCGAGCUCCCGGAAUUAGGGGUCCGCGUGGUCCGGCAGACAGGAGGAUCUGUCAAAGCUCCACGCCUGGAGGAUGCAGCUGCGGAGGAGGAGCUCUGUCUGAGCCGCCUGCCGCGCCAGCAGGAGCUGGAAUAUGUGGCAGACGCUCUCGUUCGAGAAGUGUAUCAAGAGCCACUAUCUCGCGAAUUGCGGCGAGAUGUCCAAGCAGCUUGCCCCGAGGUCGAUUGGCUGGCGGAGUGCAUCCUUCAGUGCCCGUUGCCAGCCAAGUGGCGGAAGGUUUGGAGGCCAUGCAAGAACGCAUGCCUGCGCGAGCCAGUCUAUGUCGGACCAGAAGGUAUCUUCUCCGACGCUCCUCCUCAGUUGUCGCACUUCGUGAGCUUGGCUUGGUGCGUCAUCUGGGCACGCUUGCGGCCAACUUGCGCAAAGCAGAUGGCCAAGCAAUUAGGUGACAAGAACAGGGACCUGGGAAGGAAGGUGAGGAGCCUGCGGGAAUGCUGGACAGGCCCGCUCCUGGACCCUGCAUCUCACGAAGAGUUCUUCUACUGCGGCGCCACCGGCAUCCGUGUGUCUCAAAAUCCUUGCCAGGAAUUAAACUUUGUGCUCCGGUGUGCGGAGCAGCUGCAGUCUAGUGGCGCCUUCCCGAUCAUGCCUUGUGGCGUGGCAGAGGAGAGCACUCGACGGGACAUUGCCGAGAGUCAGGCAGAAGUCUCGAAGCCGCGCGGGUCUCGAGGACCGGUGUGCGAGGAAGCCACACGCCCGGUGCAACAGUUAAGGAGCCGAAGCACCGGCGCCGACUGCAAGUCUGUGUCAAUUGACGUCGAUGCCGUUCGAGGAUGUGCUGCCAAGUGUCUACAAAAGCCACAGGAGGCCGUGGGCGCUGGCCGGGCUCUUCCCCUUCGAUUUUGCCCACCGACAAGGCAGUUCCAGGUCGCGAGACAGCAGGCGGAGCGCUUGGAUCAGCUGUGCUCCGACCUUGCCGGUGCACAGGCAAAGGCAGCCCUGCUGAUGGGAAGACGUGCUGCAGUUCUCCCACCUGCACUUCCCCAACGGUAG
Molecule: messenger RNA, 1320 nt
Organism: Symbiodinium sp. CCMP2456
Lineage: Eukaryota; Dinophyceae; Suessiales; Symbiodiniaceae
Source: the annotation of a GenBank genome assembly